AUGAAUGGAAUUGUUGCGGAAGCUUGCAAAAACAUUAAGAAUAUCGUGCAAAAGAUGGUGGAAACCUACAAAGAUUGGCAUGAAAUUCUCCCAUUCGCAUUACAUGGUUAUCAUACUUCAGUACGCACUUCCAAUGGGGAAACUUCUUUCUCCCUUGUGUAUGGCAUGGAUGCAGUCUUGUCGGUCGAAGUAGAGAUUCCUUCCUUAAGGAUUUUGACCGAUGUUAAGCUUGAUGAAGGAUCACCAUCAAUUCCAUUGGAUCAAGAAAUUGAAAGAACCAUGCGUGCUCUUAGAAAGGCAGUUAGAGAAGAAGCUUUGGAUGGAGGAAUACGAGAAGAAGAUAAAUUAUCAAGUUUUUAUGACUCUGAAGAAGAAGUAAUGGAAGUUUCACAACCCCUCGCUACGGGGGGACUACUAUAA
This is a messenger RNA of Lathyrus oleraceus (garden pea), 420 nucleotides long. RefSeq lists its product as uncharacterized. Bases 1 to 420 code for a protein of 139 amino acids. The transcript has 2 exons. The record is from RefSeq and is a predicted model, not a curated record. Gene Ontology annotation, molecular function: nucleic acid binding. NCBI's taxonomy places the organism in Eukaryota, Viridiplantae, Streptophyta, Magnoliopsida, Fabales, Fabaceae.